AUGAAUUUACUGAAUAAAGCAUUAAAACAAAAACAAGAAUUAGCAUCCAAUGAAAACAAUGAAAAUUAUUCAAAUUAUAUAACUGAUGAAUUCCUCGAUAAUCAUCCGUUAUUACAGUCACUAAUAAAAUGGUAUCGAAUGAAUGAUCUAAAUGAUGUUAAGCAAACAAAUCGAUUUUUAGUAUCAUUUAUGGGCAAUUUAAUAAACAACUUUACACAAUCUCCGAAUAACUUUAGGCAUACUGAAUCAAUUAAAGAUUUUACCAUAUGCUUAUAUGUGCUCGGUGGCAAACAAGUCUAUGAAUUUAUUCGUUUAAAUCUUUAUGGUUCUAUUUCUAAUUUGACAACACUAGGUGAAUUAAUUAAAAAAUCAGAUACUGCUUUUAGUGAAGCAGAAUUUUACUUUGGAUAUCUUCGGCAAUGUCAUUCCCAGUUUGGUUUUUGCUCUGAAAACACCACAGGGAUCAUUCGUAAAGUUGAAUAUGACUCUAAAACAAAUUCCUUUGUCGGAUUUGCAACAUCAAUUGAUCAUAGUGUUCCAUUACCAAAACUCUAUCAAGCUAAUACAUUUAAUGAUUUAAAAACAAUUUAUGAUACAAAUGAAAUAGUACCAUUGUUGAAUGUGCAUAUGUUUCAAAGUAUAGAAUGA
Messenger RNA from Rotaria sp. Silwood2, 648 nucleotides. The record is from the annotation of a GenBank genome assembly. Lineage: Eukaryota; Metazoa; Rotifera; Eurotatoria; Philodinida; Philodinidae.